AUCCACUACGACCCCGGUCAGUCGUCAAGACGCAGCCGCGGCGUGAGGUGCGUCGCUCCCGUGUAGCAAUUUGGAUUUGGAUCUGGCAGCUCUGCACGCACGUCAGUCACGCACCAGCCCCGGCUGACAACGUGUCACCAUGCUUGACUGACAGACAGGAUGACAGCACAGGAGCCUCAGUGUUGCAGGUGCCGUCAGCCCUGGGGUCGUGCUGGCCCCUCUCCACGCUACUGCUUGAUGGUCUUGUCUUCAUUCUACAGUAAACUACACUAACUUGUAGGGAUCAGAAAAAGAGAGAAGUGAAGUGAUAUACAAGAUAAAGUACCACUGACCAUUAUGUGGUACAAAGGAUCGGCUCCCAUAGAAGCUGCAAGAAUUCACGUGUCGUCAAUUGUGUAUAAACUCUGGAGUGAUAAACUAAAAUUAUCGUUUUGCUUAACAGAUACAAUGAAGCAAUUUCAGAGGAUUAUGGCUCUGUUAUUUGUGGCUGCAGUGAUAUAUUUGAUGUAUCAACUGAACUUGAAAAGAUACUUGUGGCGCAAACAGUGGAAAAAUCCUCACCCAUUGAUUGAAGAAUAUUCUGUUUGGCCGUUGUUCAGCAGUAAAAUCAAACGCUCGCAGCAAUGGUAUACAGUUGAAUGCUUUGGUGGGAACUUCUCGGACGAUCUCGAGGAAAUAUUUGGUAGCCUUAUCUCAGCAUGGUCCGAGUCUGAAAAUGCCGAAUGUGCAGAUAUCUACCAGAAGUUUCUUACAUUGUACGAGGUCCAUGAUCGCUAUUCUGGCAAGAUAAGUUUACCUGCACCCUUUGCCAAGAGAGUUAGUGAAUGGAUGAAAGGAGACAAGACCUUGUUAAAAAAUAUUCACCACCAGCAUUUGAUCCAUGUGUUCCAUCCUCUGACAUCAGAGCACGUGGUAUACAAUCCAAUACGGGCUAAGCGCCCGUUGUCAGAAUCGAAGAUGAGCAUCUUUGAAUGGGUAGAUAAAACCAGUACAGAAACGGCCAAAGAUUGUGAUUUUUGUAAAUACAACAAUAUGACAGCAGUUGACGAAUUUGGAAGGCACACGUCAAAAGAUACAGUACGCAUGACAAAUACUUUCAAAGUGGAGGCAUGGCACAGUAUGGUGAUUACAAGGCAUUUGCAUCAUCCAACUAAUCUGUCUAGGGACUUGCUUGUCAAGUUCUUUCAAGAAGCCACUACAUGGUUGAACGACGUGAGCAAGAAGGAUGUGCACUACAUCUAUCCCAACCUUGCCUGGGAUACAUUGUUCCAUGCAGGAGCCUCUCAGAUCCAUCCUCAUGUCCACAUGAUGCUGGCUCCUGACCACUAUUAUGGCUUCAUGGAACUACUUCGUUUGGCUUCUCAGCGCUAUUUCCUUGCUAAAGGAGAAAACUACUUCAGUGCCGUGCUGGAUGUUCACGCUGCAUUGGGACUGGUGGUGGAGUAUGGAGAUGCAGCAGCUAUUGCAACACUAACUGGGAAAGCUGAUCUGGAGGUGAUGUUCCUAAGUGAUUAUCCAGGAGAUGAUUUUUAUCGCCUCAUUUACUACACUGUCCAGGCCUACCAUGAUACUUUUCAACAACUUUGUAAAUCGUUGGGAGGAGCAUGGCCUGCACUGGGGACAUCCGAACAAGCCUCCAAAGGUCGGAUCCCAGCUGUAGCCCGUCUAGUAUCCAGAGGACAUUGCUCUUCAUUACGAGCAGAUUACAGUUCUUUGGAAAUUUUUCAGGUUGUGUAUCGCCCGCAUGACCCAUGGCAGGUAGCUGCAGCUAUAAGAAAGGCCAUCGAAAAGUAUGGAUAAUUGAAAUCAUUGGACAUUAGAAAUGGUAUGAUGGUGUCAUAAUAGGGCGAGUCGAGGAUGCUUGUUACGUGUUGCUGGCUGAGUCAAGUAGGUCAUGGUGCUGAAGGCAGCCAGAAGCUAAUGUGGCUGCUACAAGAACUUCUUAUGUUGGUAAGUACAAACAAAAUACCGUUUAAUUUUUUCCCUAGGUUUUUAGAAUGACGGGCUAUUUAUCCAUACACAACAGGUUGUUCAGUUGGUCACAGUUCCAAGGAGGCCAGAAAGCGUGUGAUGAACUGUAUAAGAACUGGUACCCACUUGCCUCUUACCUUUCAUAAUGGGAAAACCUGCUGUUGAAUCCCAGGCUUCAAAUUGUCAUUUGUGUCCAUUAUUCAUAUUAUAAUUUAUGCUAGCUGAAUUACAGUCUGCACUGUCUUGCCCUGUUUACUUUCACAUGUAGCCUUGGUGCUACUACUAUGAUUUCUGCACUCUUUCCGAGCUUCAGUCAUCUCUGUCCCUUUACUUCUCCACGGCAUCAGGCCCUCGUAUUCAUUAUAAGAUGCUCUGUCAUCUGUGUAUACCUUGCACAAUCUGUUGAUUUUUUUAACCAAAUUUCAGGUACAGGAUCUGUUUCCAAGGCCUGGCUGAAAGCAGUUGUUCUUCCCAUUAAAAAAAGAAAAGAAAAAAAACUGACAUCUUGCCUGGGAAUUUUUACCCCAUGAGCCUAAGCAAUUGUCUGCAAGCUCUUAUGAAUAUAGUGUAUGUCCGAGUGUGUGAAUAACUUGUUCCAUAUAUGUAUUUUUUAGAAUGUAAUCAUUGCCCCCUGUCUCGAUUUGUCUUUUACAAUUAUUGCAGCAUAACUAAGAUUUUGAUGGAUUUACAGGUUUAUAUCCGUUAAAUCUUUCCAGCAAAUAAUUCUGCCAUAGAAAAUCUUUUAGUUCAUGAAAAGCUUGUGACAUUGCCCGGAGAUAAAAUGCAGUAUUUUUUUUUUUAGGCCAAAUUACAUUUUUUGGGCUUCAUGGCACAUUGUCACUCUUUAAUGCUUCCUCUCCAGUCAUCUGUUUAAGGUUCUCCCUUGGGACUAUUCUUUCUGCCUCAUAUUGCCAAUGUGAAGGCAUUCUGCAUGAUGUUUAAACCACUACUCGUUUUCCUGGUUGCCCUUAAUAGUCAGUCUCCUCACUCCCACCUGGAGAGAGAGGAGGAACAACUUUGAUAAAGUAUUUGUUGUUGUGGUAAUGAUUUUUCCCUUUUCCCUGACUACAGCUUGUGAUAGCAUGAUGGCUACAAAUCAUGGCUUCAAGUGCUCUAUAAAGAAAAAUUGUGGUGUUACUUUUACUGGAAGGCAUGUCAUUUUCUAUCCACCAUUAAAAUCCACCUAUGUAUGUACUAGGACAGUAUUAGGAUAAAGUAAGACUCCUGGGAUUGAUCUUCAACACCCGGCUGUUUUGGCUAUCCAGUGUCCAUUACCUCCAAGGUCCUUACUCAGUCUUGUCACAUACCUUCUGGGGAGCAGAUAAAGUAAAGUUGUUUUUUUAGAAAUCAAUACUCUAUUUUUACAAAACAGUCACCAUCGGAAUUACCUGUGAUAUUUUCUUUGGUCCCUCCAAAAGCCCCAUUCAUACUUGUAUCAUUCCUUGACUGCUGCCAAAAUUGAAAGCCCUGCUCAAUCUCUUAAAAAUUUUGAUUGCAUAGAUAUCCUGUUUUUAGACUUCUGUGCAUGUCUGCAAUGUGCCUCUUCAUAUUGUUUCCUUGCCCCCUGCAAAGGGUUACCUUUUUCACUGCCAUUUUUAUCCCUCUAAUGUCUGUGGAUGAGUUGAAGUCUGUUGGUUAUUUCUCCUGGUCAUAUCUAUAUGUACCACCUCUUCCCUAGAGAUUUAUUGCAGACCUUUGUGCUAAUUUAUACAUACCAUGGCAGUUAAUUUUCAUGCAUUAAUGAUUGUUAUUAUGGUCGAAUCAUUUGCUGUCAUGGCCCUGAAGUCUUUUAACCCUUCACAUUCUCUUGCUGGCUGUAAUUCAACACAUGUUUCUUGGUUUUUAGGAGAUACAAGACAGUAAAAUUUUGCUGGGUUUCUAGCUGCUUUUCAGAUGCCAUUUCUAAAGGGCAUUAUUCAUACUUUUCAUAGUUCAGUAUAGUAUAUAGUAUACUAUAUUCAUAGUAUAUUGCUUCUAUACUUAAAUUUUUACUGUCAUUCAUAACACAAUCAACAACCAUUGGAUAGGUGGUUAGGUUUUGUGAAUAAAUUGUUUACUAUUAAAUUUUACCAACCCCCCCAGGUCCCGGCCUGAUCAGAGACCGGGCCGGGACCUUGACCCACGGAAUCACCUUGUGGUGAUUCCGUGGUCAAUAUUGUCAAUAUUGUCCGAUACCCAUAGCUUUCCUCCUACCACUACAACAGGUAGUGAAAAACGUCUCUGGUUAGGCUGUGUCACAUGUGAUUGACUCCUGGGCAUUUAAUGGCAUCAAGACCAGCAUCUUACUGUCCAGAAAUGUUGCCACUGACAGUUAUGCACUUCAUAGAAUGUCCUUUGUUUUCAGUACUUUGAGUCUUUUGUACAUCAAUAAAAUCUUUGGUGAAUCUUAUAACUUUGAAAUCACAUGUAUUACUGUAUAUUUUCUUGCAUCUUGUUUAAUAUUCUGUGACCAGUGACAGUCUUCCAGGCAUGGCAUUUUCUUUUAAUAAUUAAUUUAGAUGUUAUUCAGUAUGACAAUGAAAGCGAAUAAUGAUAUUAGGAGGAUUGUCAAAGGAGACACAUUCACAAAAGAAAACUAGUAGAUCCCAAUUAGAAUGCUGUGUAAAUGUUUGGACAUCAGAACGUUUUGUUGAUCCUGGCUACACCCCUGUGUGUAAGGUCCAUAAUAACUUAACUGUUCUUGGUGAAUAUUUUAUGCUCCAUGUGAUAUCAAAGUUAUUUCUUGUAAUUAUUCCAAUAAAAGAAAUUAUCACUUCUUUGUGGUGAUUUGUAAAGGAUCAUUGUUAAAAUAAUAAAGGGAUAUACAAAAAAAACACUAUAUUAAGCAAUAGA
This is a messenger RNA of Procambarus clarkii (red swamp crayfish), 4803 nucleotides long. NCBI's taxonomy places the organism in Eukaryota, Metazoa, Arthropoda, Malacostraca, Decapoda, Cambaridae. The record is from RefSeq and is a predicted model, not a curated record.